Molecule: messenger RNA, 5671 nt
Organism: Scleropages formosus (Asian bonytongue)
Lineage: Eukaryota; Metazoa; Chordata; Actinopteri; Osteoglossiformes; Osteoglossidae
Gene: strbp
Product: spermatid perinuclear RNA binding protein
Exons: 21
Coding region: 5-2629 (874 amino acids)
Cellular component (GO): precatalytic spliceosome
Molecular function (GO): double-stranded RNA binding; single-stranded RNA binding
Source: RefSeq, a predicted model, not a curated record
UUUCAUGCCGUCGUGCACGCGCCGGGCACCGAUGCCGUGCGAGUGGCGGCUGGGAAGUUCCAGAAUUCCGUUGCAAGCUGGUGCGGAGCCAGCCCGUAGAAGGAAGACGGGACACGUGUUCAUCCCGAGAGCUGCUUUGGCUCAAAUUGGUGCAGUUGGUGGAAGGAUGGCUUCUGCAGUGUUGCGCAAUACUAACCCUAUCACAGAGAAAUACCGGAUAAAGACACUGGAACCAGCAGCUUGGUUUAUGGGUUGCCCCGUUUCGAAUUCCAGUCCUGCAGUGCCAACUGUGCACACAAACGUACACAGAAAUCCUCAACUGGCUAACCGUGGUUAUUUUUGUCUGACCUCAUGGGACAAAGGACCCACCUGUCCUGAUACGCUGACGUUGCAGCUGAGACAGAAAGGGCACUCGGACGACGGGCGACGGGGCUUCCGCACAGGUUUGGCCAGUUGUCCGAGGGGAGCGCAUGAGGAGUCUGAGUUGCGGGCCCCCGGUCCUGGCUCAGACUGCACCCAGCAACGCGGCGAGACAGCAGUGGAGAGAGGUGGAGCACCUGACACUGCCCUGGUGCCCCCUGCAGCCAUGAGGUCCAUCCGAUCCUUCGGUAAUGAUGACCGCCACGUCAUGGCUAAGCACUCCACCAUCUACCCGUCAUCAGAAGAGCUGGAGGCUGUGCAGGCAAUGGUCUCUACCGUGGAGUGUGCCCUCAAGCACGUAUCCGACUGGAUGGACGAGCUCAGCCGACCUAAUGGGGAGGAAGGGAACCCAGAUUCGGUGGACUCGAAUGAAGACGGCACCAAGGAGCCGAGCGGUAGGGUCCUCUGCGGUGUCAUGCGGGUCGGGUUGGUGGCCAAGGGGCUCCUCAUCAAAGAUGACAUGGACCUGGAGCUGGUGCUAAUGUGCCGAGAGAAGCCCACAGAGACUCUCCUGCACACUGUUUGCGAGAACCUUCCUCUGCAGAUCCAGAAACUGACGGAAGAGAAGUAUGAAGUGCAAAGCUGCAUCCCAGACGCAGCCAUCCUGGUGUGCAGCACUAAGGAGCCCAAGCUGAUGCUGAAGGUCACCCUCACAUCCCUGCAGAUGAGGGAGGAUUUCAGCAAGGGAGACAAAGUAGAGAAUGUUGAGCUGAAAGAUCCACCUGACGUGCUGGACCGGCAGAGUUGCCUGGUCGCGCUGGCGUCUCUGCGACAUGCCAAAUGGUUCCAGGCUAGAGUGAAUGGCCUGAAGUCUUGUGUGAUCGUACUGCGAAUUCUGCGCAAUAUGUGCAACAGGGUGCCAGCAUGGGAGCCCCUCAAGGGAUGGCCUCUGGAGCUCAUCUGUGAGAAAGCCAUUGCCACCUGCAACAGGCCGCUGGGGGCCGGAGAGGCCCUCCGCAGGGUCGUGGAGUGUCUUGCAUCUGGAAUACUGCUCCCAGGUGGACCAGGUUUGCAUGACCCCUGUGAGAAGGAGCCAACGGACACGCUAGCAGCCAUGACGGCUAAGCAGGCAGAGGCCAUCACUUACCAUGCCCAGCAUGCUCUUCGACUGUUGGCAUUCGGACAGAUCUACAAGGUCCUGGAAAUGGACCCCCUUCCGUCAAGCAAACCCACCCAGAAGUACUUGUGGUCAGAGAAAGAAGGAACAGGGGUGAAGAGACCAUAUGAGGAUGGAAACGCAGAUGACAAAGACCUUAUCAAGAAGAUGAAGCGCAACUUGAGAAAAGUUCUUGACAGCAAAGCAAUAGACACCAACCAACCCAUGAACGCGCUCAUGCGGCUCAACCAGAUCAGGCCGGGCCUGCAGUACAAACUCCUGUCCCAGUCUGGACCCGUCCACGCACCUGUCUUCACCAUGUCGGUGGAAGUGGACGGUACAGUGUACGAAGCCUCGGGGUCCUCCAAGAAGACAGCCAAGCUGCAUGUGGCUGUCAAGGUGCUGCAGGCCAUGGGAUAUCCAACCGGGUUUGACGCAGACCUGGACUCCAUGAGCGCAGAUGAGAAAUCGGAUGGCGAGGGCAAGAGCGAGACAUCCACAAACUCAAGCAAUAACACGGCAAACUCCACCACAGACAGUUCGAAUACGCUGGAGGUACGAACUCAGGGCCCCAUACUCACUGCCAGUGGCAAGAACCCUGUGAUGGAGCUGAAUGAGAAGCGCAGGGGGCUGAAGUAUGAGCUCAUCUCAGAAAGCGGCGGGAGCCAUGACAAACGCUUUGUCAUGGAGGUGGAGGUGGAUGGGCAGAAGUUCCGUGGCGCAGGACCUAACAAGAAGGUGGCCAAGGCCAGCGCUGCCCUGGCAGCCCUGGAGAAGCUCUUCUCCGGACCCAAUGCCGCAGGCAACAAGAAGAAGAAAAUCAUCCCUCAGGCAAAGGGGGCAAUUGCUGCAGCAGCUGCAGCUUCUGUUGCUGCCCAAGCUGCCAGGGGUCGAGGAAGAGGAGCCCUGACUCGGGGGGCGUUCAUUGCGGCCGCAGCGCCUGGAUACGUCACACCAGGUGUGUGUUCUGGCUACGGGACUCCGUACGGGUACAGUGCCGCUGCCGCCCCUGCUUAUGGUGGUCUUUUCAUUGACAAUCCCUUUUACCAGCCGCGGACCAUCGCACCCUUUAUUAUUCACUUGGGUCCUCAAGAUCUCUUCUCUGACUUCUAGAACCAUCAGGUUGUGUGGCUCUAAAUGCUCUUACUGCAUCUGACCUAACUGGGCUGUCUCCACUGUACAGAACAGACAAACUACUCGUUAUUAUCCCCAUCCGAAGAAAAGCAAUACAACCUUAUUUAACUUCAGCAGAAUCGAAGGCUGAACUUGUCUUUAUUAUAUAGCAAUACACCUGAACUUUUAGCUUAAAGCUUACUUGAAACAAUGUGAAUGUUCAAUUGAGUCUUACCCAAAACAGCACUGCAAUAUUUAAUUUCAAUUGUAUAUUCACUGUGUGUGCGUGUAUGUGGGAUUAUUCUACAGAUGUAUGCAUAUAUAUUUAUGGUGCUUGCAACUAUAAAUAUAUUUGUAUAGGUAAUAUUAUGUACCUGUGUAUAUAUCUAGUUGGAAUAAUUUAUUUUAGAAUUGCAAAGUGAAAUGUAAGUAUAAUCCUAGAGUAGAGUAUUCUUCCAGUUUUAUAUAAGUAAUUAACUAGAACUCCGUGCACUGGCGGCAACUUUACUGAAUCGAUAGAGUAGUUAGUGCCACCUCUUUCUCUUUGCCUUGAGCAAUGUUUUCGGGGUGUUCUGGCACCUGAAUGUCCCCAAGCACGGUCCCCGUCCCCCGUCCCCCCUCACCGAUUUAGCCUGCCAUUUUUUUCGGGCGGGAUGGGGAGAAGUGUUCCUUCCUUCCUUCCCAUCUCCUGGCCCUCUUACCGAAGCAGCUCCUCGCUGACAACCACAAACCUGCAGCUGGACCUCCUGUGAGAAAGCACACUGCUCGGUGUACAUGGCACCGUGUGCUCAAUCCAGCACACGGCCAACAUUCACUAUGUCUCACUGGCUCCUUUGUUUGGGGCACCUGGUAUGUAUAGCGAACACCCUGGAGCACCACCCGUUCUCGUGUCAUGGGGGUGUGACAAGAAGCACAGCAUCUUUCCUUUUGUAGCCUUUUGCCAUCUUAACUGUUCGAGCUCCCUGAGCACACCAACACGUGCUCUCGUGACGGGGCCGAAAUAUCAACACCGGGCAUGCCCGCUCCGCCAACAAAGAGAAGUGGGUCUGUUUUUAUGCGAGAAGGAAAAAAAAAAAAAACCUCAACGAGGGCCCCACCGGUAAAAUACUCUGUAUCAAUGUUCAAACCAUUUUCUCCCCUGUUAAAAGCUGCUCAUUCAUUUAAAAAAAAAAAAAAAAAAAGGGAAAAAAAAGCCUGCUUUUAGACAAAUUUGUUUUGAAAACAUGACACUAUACUGAAUGCAGUUUGGUUCGCCUUUAAUGGCGGUAGGAUAAAUACAUUUGUUAGUCUGGCAAGAUUAAGUAAUUUACUUAUAAACCCUUUCACUACAGUGCCUGGGCCGUCCUGAAUCCUCAUAACGUCCCUCUGUGUUUAUCGGUUUAUCGCACUAAGUGCAAAGCAAGAGGCUUGUUUAGAACUUCCCUUCACAGCCUCGAAGAGCAAACGAUAUUCCAGUCUGGAUGCGUGUGGAGUCAGAUAGCCGUGUAGCUGCCCAUUUAGGCCAAGUGCACCUCGCCGCUCCCGUACGUCGGCUCGCGUAAGAGUGGGACCGGCCUAAAUCGGCAGCUCUCGCACUACUUGAUCUUCCACUGCAAUGCGCUGAGUUCUGUAGAUAUGAUACAUUGCAGAAAUACACCUUUGUACGUUGGCAAACGAUCAGAAUCAGAAGACAUGGAUAAUAUAUAUCUCUGCCCUUUAAAUGUAUUUAUAAUUUAAAUGCAACUGCUUAUGUGACGUUGGUGUUACUCGUGGAAUUUACGUGGUACUCGCUUCGUAAAGUCACAAGUAUUUGUAGUGUGACUAAUGAAAGUGUUGCUUAGAUACGAAUUUCAUUCAUUCAUUCAUUCAUUCAUCAUACAACCUUAACAGACAAUUUGCAACACGUUUUUGCGUAAUGACUUUGUGGCUAAACGGUUAGUCAUAAGAAUGUAAAACACAGUUUAUUCAUUGCCAUUUUAUUGUUGUAUGUUCAAAAAUAAAUCUAAUAAAUAUAGGAGACUUUCACACUGAUGCGUUUCGUUGAACGCCUAAAGAAUGUGAGUUUAAGCCAUAGUUUGUCCAUGCUGGAAUCCAAAUGAAAACCAAGUAAACAUUAAGCCUCUGUUGAGCAGGCUAAUUUUUAAAAGUAUUUAAACAUUGAUAUACAGUAUUGUACUGUUGGGUAAUACAUUUGAGCCUCGCAAGUUUUCUUUUGUCUCAGAUUGUAUAAAAUUCCUGAAACAUGCAUUGUGGUAAUUGCCUUUGUAUUUUGUGAAACUGCAAAAAAUCAUACAAUUUUCUUACAUCCAUAAUAUUUAUUUUACAUAUUUCAUUUUAUAUAUAUAGCUGAGGUUGGAGGAAUAAAGUAAAGGCACUUCUGGAAUUCACUUAAAUGACAUAAUUUGAGCUCGAUUAAUAUUUCGAUUUGUUCUUGCUGCUUCAAGAACUUAACUGUCAAAUUUGGUUUUCAUUACAAAUUUUUCCUUAAGGUGAUAAUUUUGAUAUGAAAGACGCUAUAAAAACCAAAAUAUUUGUCUGUAUAAUUUAGCUUUUCUUUGUUGCGUUAAUGGGGAAAUGAAUUUGUGUGAUUUUAAGCACGUAACAAAUGUGGGAAGGGUAAAAGUUUGUGUUGGCGAAUUGUGCACAGUUCUACUGACUAGAACAUCUGAAGCUUUCUUCCCCUACAAGAAUAUCUUGGCCUUGGCUACAUACACCUGUCAUGUACACUUAAUUUCCAGCUGUCAAGCGAGGGCAGCAACUAUUAGAACCCUGGAUUCACUUCUUCUCCGUAGUUGAGGAAGGAAGGAGUCUGUGCACCUUUAUUGUGGAGAGUUGGACUUCAGAGCUAGAAAUGAAAGUUACGUGUCGAAUGUAUUUCUUAGUCUUCCACCAACACUGAAUCGAUAUCCACUUUUAUUAUGUUCUGUACCUUUAGUACACAUUAACAACUUUCAUUAGAUUCACCACAUCAGCUUUUAUGAUUUCUUACAUUCCAAAGUCUUCUCACUUAAUGUAACCAAAGGUGUUUGUGAUUAACAUGGAAGUUUUUUUUUUUUUUUUUUU